Molecule: messenger RNA, 2932 nt
Organism: Podarcis muralis (Common wall lizard)
Lineage: Eukaryota; Metazoa; Chordata; Lepidosauria; Squamata; Lacertidae
Gene: CATIP
Product: ciliogenesis associated TTC17 interacting protein
Biological process (GO): actin filament polymerization; cilium organization
Source: RefSeq, a predicted model, not a curated record
CUCCACGACUAUACCUUUUAUAUUCUGAUCACCUGUUCCUAAUUCCCAGCUCAUGCCCUCCUCUCCCUUUGUGUUCUUCCCUGUUAGAAUUCCGUGCAUGCUAGAAUCCUGUGAAAAGCUUCUCUCAAUGCUACCAACUCAUUCUGUCACUUUAAGAGGCGGGGAGGAAGGCUGUUGCUGCGGAAACCAGUGAAUACAUUGCAACCUCACUGUGGAAGGACAGGGGAAAAACGCAAUUUCCUCACAGCAGAUCUCUGGGAAGUGUUCUCUUCUACACCCACCUGUUCCAAGGCUUUAAGUCCUCAUCUCUCCACAAUGCAAAAGAAGACCUCAGACGAGGUGGCGAAGGAGGUGCCAAUACCAAAAGUCCCAGCUGCCAACAAAGGGGCAGUGGAAUUCCUUUCGCUCAUUGAACUGAAAGAGAUAAAGUACUGCAUUUUUGGGGAAUCACUGGUUGCCAUCUCGGAAAGCGGAGAGACUACAGGGACAUUCACCAUCUCAGUGGAGGAGACCAGCUAUUCACCAGAUGACUGGGACGAAGAAGACCUGUACCUGGUCCGUGCCAGCAGCAAGGGGACCAUUGAUGGCAUCCCUUGCACAACAUCCAUUACAGGAUAUGUAACAAAGAAACUGGAAACUGUGGAGCAGCACACAAAGGAAAGUGUGAGGUUCAGAGAGCACCCAGUGGAAACCAGGACCCAUGUGGUGAGACGCCAAGACCAGCUUUUUGUGAGCAAAACUGUGGUGGAAAGAGAUGAAGAGAUCCACGUUGACACAUUUUCUUACAAACGUGGACAGCUUCAUGGUCUAGUCUCAGAGUCUGCCAACUUCCUGGUGAUGCGGGUGAUGGCCAGGAGGCAAGCCGUACCACAGGAUGCCAUUUUCCUCGCAUUUGGCAUUGACCAGCACAUCUGCCCCUGCACCUAUAGUUCCCUGGGCAUCCAGAAGCAGAAAGUGGGCAAAGAGGAGGCAGAGGUGUUUGUCAUCGAGAGAGUUGUGCACUCCGUGGACGAGGUCCCCCUGUGCUGGCAGUUCUACUUCCUGUCAGAUGGGCAUUUAUCUCGCCGUGUCCAGGUUGGAUCCCCCGCCACCAUGGUGAUCCUGCAGAUGCCCAUUCUGAUCGACACAGAUGAACCAGACCCUCGUCCAGUCUUCGAGAAAAUCCCGCUGGAUUGGGAAGAGGAUGUGCAGCUGUAUUCCCAGUUCUUAGACAGAAAGGAGGAGCUGCAAGCAAGCCAUGCCACCUAUGUGCGUCGCCACCCAGAGCUCCGUGCGCUGUUGGCAGAUUUCUUACAGCUGCUGCUCCUUCGCAAGCCCGAUGACGUGGUCACCUUCGCUGCGGAGUUCUUUGCCCCCUUUUCAGCGGAGCGCCCGCCCUGCAGGUCGUUUCGGUCAUCCGACAAGCCCAGCCCCUUUCGCAGCCACGUCUAAACUAUUCCAGCAGAAGAAUAAAGACCCAGAGAAUGAUGCUGGGGUUUGCGGAAACUGUUUUUGGAAGUUGCUGGGGGCAUGUCCUGCCCAGAGGGGUGCAUGAUGACUACUGCUGUGUCCAGGGCAGAGGCUCAGUCCUGAGGCACGCUGCUUCCCAAAGGGUGUUAGGAGUGCUGCAGGGAGUAGGAACUGAAACCGCUAGCAUUUCCGCACCCAGCGCAGAGCUGGCGACUGUGCAAAGUGGGAAGUGGUGGAAAACCUCCAGAAUGUGACAUUUUGGAUCAAAUGUAUCCUUAAAAAAGAAAAAAGAAGAAGGCAGGAGUUAAACUUUAUAACAGACUUCUCUGAAUUUAAAUUUUUGGCUUUAGAGACAAAAGUUCAGCCAAUAAAUAAUUGAAUCAAUUGAUAGAAAAUUUACAAAAAGUGAGACCAAAUAAAGUUUUUUCCCCUAUUAUUGAAAACAAUGAGUUUAAAAGGUGCAUCCAAAUAUGUAGACUUCUGUGUGGAGGAACAGCUAAUGGCUGUGGAAGAAGAUGCACUGGCCUGAUUCAGAUGUAACUGAAAACUAUGGUCAAAAGUGGGAAGCUACUGUUUAUUGCAGCUAGAAACUUAGCAUCUCCUCUCCUCCCACAGGAGGGGAAGGAGGUGAGAAAGGUAGGUGUGACUGUACAAACCGAUGGCUCAUGCCUGCUCAUUGUUAUAUUUGAAUCAAACCUUGAAUAAGGUAUCAAACAAACGUUAAUUCAGAUAAAUCUGCAAGUGGUCUAAAAAAUAAUAAUCAAGAAGUAGACAUCCUUUCCGAAGAAUGGAAGGAGAUGGAAAAGGUGGCGUCAUCUCUGUUUCUAGUAUAUCUGUCAACAUUAAGAGCCAGUCAUUCUCACUCAGGCAGGUCCUUUUUUCCAGUUACAUCUGUAGGGACCCAGCCUUUACAUUUGAAACAUGUAAAUAGCAAAAUCCCCAUCAAACACAAUUUUGUUGUUUUGUCUAAAUCAAUAUUAGAAGUUACAACAUUUAAACAUGCACCAAAACCUUAAAACAUUUAAAAUUGAAAUUGUCCUCAGCUAUUCUCUCGCAAUACCCCUCCUGAAAGUUCAACAUUUUACAGAGCACCAGUUAUGUUCUCUUCAUGUAGAUAGAUCUGGCAAAUGUUUUUUUGUACUUACUUAGGAGAAGGGCGAUGUUUACAUGGGCCAUUUUUGUCUUGGGAAAGAGAACACAGGAAAUGUGGGGUUUUUAAAAAAGAAAUGUUGUGCCUAUUAUCAAACUAUGAAAGUACAGCAUAUUCUUAACACAGUUCUUUUAGCACAGUAUCUCAUCCCCCUUGGUAAUUGUUCCAUAAAGGGAUAUUUGUUUGUUUGUUUGUUUGUUUGUUUGUUUGUUUGUUUGUUUGUUUGCUCACUGACUGAAAAUGUUUUCUGUACAAAAAUAUUAUGUCUGCAUAGGAAAAGCAGUGUACAGGGAUAGCCCUCAGCCAUCCAUAGAUAAAUGAUGAUACUACUAA